This is a messenger RNA of Coffea arabica (coffee), 1781 nucleotides long. Its product is annotated as cysteine-rich receptor-like protein kinase 25. Gene Ontology annotation, biological process: protein phosphorylation. The record is from RefSeq and is a predicted model, not a curated record. NCBI's taxonomy places the organism in Eukaryota, Viridiplantae, Streptophyta, Magnoliopsida, Gentianales, Rubiaceae. Gene Ontology annotation, molecular function: protein kinase activity; ATP binding.
GUUUAGAAAGAAUAAUCCAAAGUUAAAACCCAGUAGUGUUGAACGAUUCUACUACCAAAUAGAGAUUGAAUUUGGGACGAUUAGAGCACUAGCUUUUAGCUUGGUCUCCAUUAAUCUGUCACAAUGACAUUGUUCAAUAUCGUCAGCAUCCUCGAAUUUUCCACUCCCGUCAAAAUCCAUAAACGACGUAUUCCGACUUGCUAAAAUAAAGUCUUCCUAGAGCACACGUUUUCCUGGCCUGUACAACUUUCAUGGUCCCUUAACCAAUGCUUUGGCUCCUAAUUUACCAAUCUGGUUUGUAGAUUGUUAGCCUUUUAUUCUUUUGAUGCCUGCCUUUGAAAUGAUCUCCCGAAAAUUGUUGUUCCACUUCCAUUAUUACAUGCUUUGUUUCCUUAGCUUCCAUACCACACUCACUAGCCCCGUUAAUUUUCUUGCGCCUUACUGUGGAAACGCUACAUACAACCCUAACAGCACUACUGGCAGCAUUUACAGAACCAAUCUGAAUUUCGUGCUUGACGCCCUGUCUUCAAAUGCAUCUCGAACAGACACCAAUGGCUUCUAUAAUUUCAGUACUGGUAAUGACCCUUCUAACACGGUCUAUGGCCUCCUUCUCUGUCGAGGCGAUCUCAGCCCUGAUGUUUGCAAAGAAUGUGUAGCAAAUGCCAGCACAAGAGUAUUUCAAGAGUGCCCGAAUCAGACGGCUGCUAUUGUUUGGUAUGAUGAGUGCUUGUUGCGUUUUUCUGACCAGACAAUCUUCUCCAAGGUUGAUUUCGGAGUGAGAUUGGCUAUGUACAACGUACAAAAUGUCACUGAAUCGGACUGGUACAACUUCGUAUUGCUAUUGGGAAAUUUGUUGUAUAACGCUGCGGAUCAGGCUGCAAAUCAAACAUGGGGCAAAAAGUUUGCUGUUCAACAAGCCAACUUUUCCGCUUUUCAGACGUUGUAUGCCCUUACACAGUGCACACCAGAUAUAUCUGGUGAUGACUGCAAAGGGUGCCUUGAAAGUGCUAUCAGAACCAAUCUGAACCUUUGUUGUACUAUCAGAGUGGGAGGCAGAGUGCUCUUUCCAAGCUGUAAUAUUAGGUAUGAGCUCUACCGCUUCUACAAUAGUGCAUCCCCUGCACCACCGCCUAUGUCAAACUUACAUCCCUUCACUGGCGCUCCUCCUCCUAGUUCCACUAAAGGCAAAGGGCGAAGACCCCUACGAGCAGCUUUUCCAAUUGCUGUCCCACUAAUCGGGGUUGCUUUUGUGCUAUUUAUCAUAGCUUUAGUCUUCCUGAAAAGAAGAUCAGGGAAGCGAUAUGCUGCUAUGGCACAGCAGGAGGCAACUGAUGGAGUUGCUGAAAUCUUUACAGCCGAAUCCUUACAGUAUAGCUUAACUGAAAUUCAAAUUGCCACAAAUAACUUCUCUGUGGAUAACAAAAUUGGCGAAGGUGGAUUUGGUCGUGUAUACAAGGGUGUACUUGGUAAUGGACAAGAAGUAGCUGUUAAAAGGCUGUCAAGGAGCUCAGUGCAAGGUGCAGAAGAAUUUAAAAAUGAAAUUGUAGUAGUUGCAAAGCUUCAACACAGAAAUCUAGUUCGACUAUUGGGAUUUUGCCUGGAAGGAGAUGAAAAGAUACUCAUCUAUGAAUUUGUUCCUAACAAAAGCCUUGACUACUUUCUCUUUGGUGGGUUCAAUCUAGACAUACUUAUAGUAAUUUUUUGUUGUUCCAUGUGAUCUUGUUCUAUUUUACUUGACUUGCCAUUUUAUGGAAAUGACAGACAAAUUGCCUCUAGACAAA